Messenger RNA from Symsagittifera roscoffensis, 2058 nucleotides. RefSeq lists its product as uncharacterized. Lineage: Eukaryota; Metazoa; Xenacoelomorpha; Acoela; Convolutidae. Bases 1 to 2058 code for a protein of 685 amino acids. The record is from RefSeq and is a predicted model, not a curated record. The transcript has 6 exons.
AUGGUACUGAGUGAGUAUCCACUUAUAAAGGUGCCAUAUCGCACUUCAUUUGAGGGGUGGGAUGAUAAUGAGCCCAAUAUGGACCCCAAGAAGAAAUACGUGUGUCUCAAUGUCCGAACUGGUUUGAGAAUUACCUGUAAAGAUCAGAGGAGGCAGUUUGUAUGUGCAACGUACCAUCAAGUGCAACAAAGGGACCCCGACAAAUUUUAUGAUUUCAUAUAUAGGGUACAUUACUUUCGACAUGUGAACGACACUCUACUGGGGGAAUACUGGGUGAUGAAACAGGAGUUUACAUAUACCAAGGCUUAUAUUGCAUGUAGCCGCGGCAGAUACUCUACCCUAGCUGUCGGCUUCGACCAGGGCGAGUUGGACUUCAUCGCCGAAAUCGCCUCAUUAAGAGAAUGGGAGCUACAUUACAUCCACCUGGGCUUUGCAGAACGAAACAACAAAGAUUAUUACCAAUCCUUUGCAAAUGAAUUUUACAUGCUUCAUUGGAGCUUCCGAAUUGGAAAAUUUUGGGACCACGGUUAUCUGGAAGGGAAAAAGCAGUUUGGCGCAGCCAAUGUUAAACAAUUAACUCGAUGUGAAUCUAUGUCGGCAAAGAAAUUCACAUGUGCAGUUUAUGACUGGAUACCUGAUAAUAAUUUCCCUAGACAGAUGGGAAAAAAUAGGAAAGUGAUCAAAACUCAUCCACCAUUUCAUGUCAGCUGGACUUCAAUCGAGCGUCCCCCUCUCACUUCCAGGCCUCUCUUGAGAAGUGUGCCACUAGCAAACAGACACUGGUUUAGUGAAGCGUUUGAGUGGUACAGUAAGCUGGACGACUCUGUAAAGGCUACCUACUUCAUUCCAAACUUAAGGUCCAAUCACAACUGGACAGCUGCUGCAGACUACUGCAGAACCAAACUUAUGUCGAUUCCCGAGGCUAAAAAGCUGAUAUCUCCCAAAAACCCACCAACCUUGGCUAUGGCUUUUACAAAUGAGGAAAUUGAUAUGUACUUUAGCCUUGACCAUAUAAAGCAGAGCGAAAACCCGAUUCACAUAGGGUUCCAGCGAAUUAGAAAAACCGCUUACUCAUUUCUAGCGUCUGCUUAUGACAUGACGAUUACUAGCACUAAGAACAAUAUUCUAGAAUAUGAAAAAUACCACUACGAGAACUGGGAACGGGGUCAGCCUUCGUUGAGGAAUGAUGAAAAGUAUGGUUGCAUGACAGUCAAACUGAAGGGCAGAAACGACUGCAAACAGGGUGAAAAACGGUUCAUUUGUGCAAACUAUACGUACGUCGAUGCCAAUGCGAAUCUAGAUCUCAAAAAAGUGCGAAUGGUAAUGAGGCAGGAAAAAAUAACCGAGACUUUGCUGGCCGAGUAUUACAUGGUUUUCUCGAAAUUCACGUUCGAAAGGGCCAGACAACAGUGCAAGUAUUUCGGAGUAGGGUUUGACCUUGCGGUCGGGUUCAACAGACGAGAACUUGAUCUUCUAUACGAAUUGGCAGCAGAAGCAAUGUUUGGCCCGAUAAAAGAGAUCCAUCUUGGCUUCCGAAGAUGGACGUCGGAAAUUACAUACACCUCUGUGGUUUUAAAUGUAGUUUUUAGCUCUUUUUGGGGUAAAAACGAGCCUGCAGGGAGAGAAUCAAAGAAUCAGCACUUUGGAUGUUUGAAGACGGUUAAUUCAAAAGAUAGAACGGACGGAAAAAGUUAUGUGCGAGGUGUUUGUACAUCGGAACAAGCACAAUAUCUGUGUGCGGUAUACGAGAAAAUCCCAUAUAGAGACAUAAACGGUCAAAACAUCAGCAAACCAAUACCAAUCCCGCAGUCAGAAGAGCGAAGCUUAGAAGAUUAUCAUGAGAAGGAUGAGCCUAACGUCCUGGGAAAUCAAUCAGAACCGACACCGGAUGCCAGUCUUGUGAACAAAGAAGGCUCUCUCGAGGCUGUAAAACAACAACUGAUACUUCUGAGUGUUCCACAAACUGUCUUGUUGUUUCUCAAUUUUGCUUUGGUUUCUUCAACAUUCAUUUGUUUCGUUACUAUUUCUUGCUUUUCUAUCAAAAAAGGGAGCACAUAA